Molecule: messenger RNA, 1006 nt
Organism: Paramecium tetraurelia
Lineage: Eukaryota; Ciliophora; Oligohymenophorea; Peniculida; Parameciidae
Exons: 4
Source: RefSeq, a predicted model, not a curated record
AUGAAAACCACAACAGUAGUAGAAUCAUAGGUAUUAAGGACCAAUGUGGAAGUUGAAUAAGUUCCAUUAAGAUAUAAUAGGAAAAGAAAUUACAUGUCAACUUCCUUUGUAUCGGCUUAAUUUCAAAACAAUUAAUAUGGGUGCUAUCAAAUAAUGAUCGACAAUCAUGAUUGUCGACCAUAAUGUUAACCUCCUCCUUAGUAACCAUAUAUGAUGCCUAUGUAUGUUCCUGUUCCAUAUCCUUAAUAAUAACAGAAGGAAUGUGAAUGUGAAGAUGGUGAAUCAUACAAAGAAGAAUUAUUGUUUUUAAGAUAGAGAGUAGCAGAAUUACUAGCAAGAGAGCCUGAAGUAAAGACUGUAAAAGAGAGAGUUGAAGUAAUAGAUAACACAAGGGUUGAGCAACUUGAACUUGAAGCAUAGAAAUUAAGAUUAUAAUUACAAUAAGCAUAAAAUUAAUUACGAUAAAAAGAGCAAGAGUUUAUUGAAUUAAGAAGUGGAAAUGAUCAAUCACAAUAAGGAUUGUCUUCAAGAAUUAGAAUAAUUGAGGAACAAUUGUAUAAUGUAAGACUGGAAAUUGAAAGAAUCACUGGAUUAUUGAAUUAAAAAGAAUAAGAAAUUGUAGAUUGGGAAAAAAGAUGUCAUGAAAUUGAAAGCUCUGUUACUUAUGAGAUUGAAGAAAAAACAACUAAACUAAGAUCUGAAGUAGAAGUUUGGAAAAGUAGAUUCAAGAAAUUAAACACAGACUAUUUCAACUAUUAAGAAUAAUUAAUUAUGGUGUAAGCAGAGAUUGAUUCAAUAAAAAAUGGAGGAGUAAAGGAAGUUAAGGAGGUCAAGGUUGAAAAGAAGGUUGUUGGACCAACAAUCACAACUGUUUAAUCAAGCCAAUCAAGGACAAGAGGAUCAAGAGUAAUUGAAAGUUAGGAAGUCUAUAAAGAGGGAACACCAGCUAGGCUAUAUCCAUGAGAAAUAGAUAUAUUAGAUAAUUUUAAAUAUAAAAAUGUCUUCA